This is a messenger RNA of Thermochaetoides thermophila DSM 1495, 2607 nucleotides long. RefSeq lists its product as uncharacterized. Bases 1 to 2607 code for a protein of 868 amino acids. Lineage: Eukaryota; Fungi; Ascomycota; Sordariomycetes; Sordariales; Chaetomiaceae. The record is from RefSeq and is a predicted model, not a curated record. The transcript has a single exon.
AUGGGCCAGCCAUCCAAGUUCCCCUUCUCGCUUCCCGGCCGGAAGCACAAGACGGCCGGCUUGACCUCCCCGCCGCCCAUCUCUGCGCCGUUGACCAAAGUCCAGAAGAUCCUCGGUACCGCUGCGAUCAACAUUGAUUCGCCCACGCUGCUCAAUCCAAACCGCGCGCCGUGGGACGCGCAGCCAAGUCCUGGUCUUGGGGUUGUUGAAUUGGGAGGAGAAGAUCAGAGCCAGAGGCAUGGACAUAGGGGAAGAUGGGAUGAUACGUCUGCUGCAUCGAUUGACCGGCCGGAGACGUCGAACUCGCGACAUCAUGCCAUAGAGUCACCCGGAUUAACAAGACGUCAAUCGAGUUCUACAAUUACCUCACAUCAUGAGAAUCGCUCUGCUUCCGCAGCUGCCAGCGGGCUGCCAUCUAAGGCGCAGGCGCUGCUUGAUAUUGACGGGACCUAUACCAAUAACGUCCCUCCCCCAUUAAACAACGAUUCGCACGACAGGGAUAUGCGCAAGGCGCGCAAAAAGCCCUCGAAAUUAGACCUCUCUGCCCUCCUACCUGGACACAAAUCCUCCAAAAACCGCGACCGUGACCGCGAUCAUCGCGCUGACUCCAGCCGAGGCCAUUAUCCCGACAACGAUGCCACUGACUCACGAUCCUCUACGCCCCCGCCCAUCCUACAACGCGCAGAUCGCAAAAUCCGCAAGAUCCUCACCAAAGAAUCCCUCCGCGACCGCGAUCGCGACAAACAAACCACCCCCGUCCCGACUUCAGCUCCCCCCGCCGGUCCUAACAGGCAAUACUCUGCUAAUAACGAGCUACACAACCUGUACGAUCACUACGAGCAACGGACGUUUGCUGACGCAAUGGAUCGGCAGUUACAGGGUUUGUCUGCGGAGUAUAGUAUUGGUAGUCUGGAUAGUGUGCCGGAAUGGCGGUCUACGACUGAGACAACUGCUACGACGGCUACGACAGCAACGUCGGCGUCGACUUCAAGCCUGCCACCGACAACAGCUAACAAUGCUUCUUCUGGAAAGGCUUUCUUGUCACCCUUCCCUCAGCCAGUGAAUGUGAAUGUUGCUGCGUCUGCUAGAGCCAAGAUGCAGCAGCCAGUCAUACCGUCAAGCCCCAUCAUGCCCGACUGCGCGAGCGUCUCCAGCCGGCACACGCGGACGUCACGCGCAUCUAAACGCACGGAAAGGAGUCUGAACGAGAUUGAUUUGUUGCAGAACAGUGUGCUUGCGCUGUCGUCUGACUCAGAAGAUGACUUUGGUGGGACUUCCCCAAGGGAUUCAUUCUCCAACACAGGAGACUGCAUCGGUCCCAAAACUGGGGCAGGGCUCCCUGUGACGGGGAUAGAGGCUGGCUUUGCCAGACCAGCAAAGAGGACCAGCUUCUUGACCAGCACGCAGUAUCUACCUUCAAGUCAUCCAAGCGAAGUGAGUGCUACUCCGACAGGGCCAAAGAUUUUACCUCGCUCGAGCUCGCUGGCGGCAAAGAAGUUGAUGGCGAAGCAGUUGGCUGGGUUAGUGGUGACGGAUAAUUCACGACUAUCAGUUGGAACUGCAUCUACAGACAAGACAGAAAGAAUAGUGGUCCCAGAGAAGGACAGGAAACCGAAGAAAAUUCCGAGUGAAUCGGACUUUAACCAGUUCAACUUCCCUACGCCACCAACAACAGGAAGUAUGAAUUUGCCUACUAGGGGGAGGAGGUCCGUUUCUGUCUCGAGGGCGUUGGAUCACCAUGUUUCGCAGCUGCUGAGCCCUGGCAUGGUGGUGGAUAUGUACCUACAGAGUCCGUACUCUCCUCCUCCCGAGACUGACGGGCCGCGGAGUGCAACGAGCUUGGGGAUUCGUCGCGGCAGUGAGAGCAGCAGUAUCAAUGAUGAGGGAGCUAUUUCAUCAAAUGGAAGGUUUAUGGCCGUUACGAGGCAAGAAGAAAUGUUAUUGUCGGCUCUGCGUAUGAAAAGGGCGAGGAUGAGGGAGGAUAUUAUUGCUGAGUUGGAGGAGGACGCUGCUGCUGCGGCCUCCGAAAAGCAUGACUCUGUCUCUUCGAACGGGAAUGGGAAUGGAAAUGGAGGACAGUUGAGAAGACAGAUUACGAACGAGAGCAUCGCCACCAGUAUGAUGUCAAGGCAAAGUUCGUGGAGCACCAUGCGCGCUGCUGAGACUGUACUCUCUGCUAGGCCGAGGCAAGGCAGCACAGGACGGAUCGUCCUUGAAAGGAGAGACACGUCAGGAUCGAGGUCAGGUGCUUCGUCCAUUGUUGAGGGUGAUGAGCCUACCCUGGGAGAACAUGAACGGCGGGGUAGCAAAUCGUCUACAACAUCUUCCCGCAGGAACCAGUCCAUCAGCUCUACUCGUCCGGCUCGCGAUGGAAGUUUAAGCCGUCUUGGCUCUGAUCAGACGAGCACACGAGGUCAGCAGAAGGGAUAUAUCUCUGGCAGAAUUCCAGAAGAGCCUGUUGAAGAAGAAGUUGGCGUACCGAGGCCAGAUUCGCCUAUCUCGCCAUCGCCGGCGGAUUUCCCUGUUCCUAACAUGACGGGUUCUAGAGGCACGGGGAAUGGCAUGAAGGGAAAUAAACAGGUUAGGUUGAGCGCGGUGGGAUAUUAA